UCACUCGCGAGGUAGUCGCGAGGACGUGAAUGACAUAGCGCAACGCGAUGAUUCGAGAUAGUGAGUCUUGAUUUCUCGCACGGAGAGUAGUUGAGACCGUAGCGAGCCGAGAAAAGCGAACAAUUAGGAUCGACUAAAUUGUUCUAACUUCUUCGUGCUCACUUCUGACUUUUUACUUCCGAUUCUGACUUCUGACUUCUAAUUCCUCGCUCCGAAGGCACCCAGUUUUAUACGGUUAUUUGUGUCAAGCGGAACGAGCUGAUUGGUUAUCCUUCGAUCGGAUGAAGCAUUAGACAACGUCCAAAUAUGAGCUGGCUGGUCAAGGGAAGAGACAAAAACUGCUGGACCAGAUCGCUAUGCUGAGAACGUACGUCUCCGUGUUGGAGAACAAGCUGAAAACUCCAAAAUUCGGCCAAUUGCAUUUGGUAAGGAAAGCACCGCUGUCGUUGCACAGCGAAGCCGCAACAUACCGUGAUGUGGACUUGCCGGACGUGCGGACGGAAUUAUGUUGCGAUUUUUACCGGUUCGCGGGGAUACGGUACACCAGAUGCGAUAGUACUUUCGUCUUCGAAAUGUCCGGCACGGACAAAGUCACGAGGAGCGGUCUGUAUGCGGUGGAGAUUCUGACAGACAAUAACGGCUGCGGAAAGUUGGGAAGGUGGGCGCUACCUAUGUCCGUCGACGUGCAGAAGAUCCUAUUGCAACAUCCGAUCGACGAUCUGAAUAACAUGAGGCAGUUCGUCAAGAGCACCAAACAUCACGUGGACUGUUAUGUCUGUCGCGCGAAGCAGCUGGAGGAGCUGCAGAGCUCUCUCGCCGAGAUCGAGAACGCUCGCGUGUCUCACAUCAUCGGAGUCGUUCAAGUGGAAUUGGUAAUGUCAGGAGUGAAAGACAGCAAGAGCGACGCGGUUCGUAACGUUACAUUAGACUUGUGCUACAAGCCGGCCGAAGUGAGGCCCUACAAGCUACUCCCGGAUGUGGACGAUAACGAGAAGCCGUCGGCGGACCUGCUCAACAGAUUGUAUAAACACUUCGAGCCUUUCUUAAAGAACGACCUGAGUUCCGCGUUCCAGCGAGUCAAUGAAUCGGAAACAGAAUUUUGUUGGAAACCGAUCGCGGCGAACGGUAGCGAAGGUACCUCGGAGUUCUCCGACGAGUCACUUGAAAACUCAGGAUUCUUGUCCGCUUAUCUUUACCGAGGCAAGAAAAAACGGAAGAAGGGUAAAGAUGAUGAGCAAGGUGGUGUUAAUCACGGUAAUAAAAAAAAUUCGGCGAGGAACGCAGGCAGCAAACGCCGCGAAAGGACGCGCAAUCGGAAACUGCUGAAAAAAACCAACGGUCCAGACUGCGAGGACACGAAGAGUCCUCGGAGAGAAUACAAGCAAAAAAAAGUAAUAACCUGGUUCGACAAAGCAGACAAGGAGGACCGUGCGGUUUCAAAUAUAAAUGAACAGAAUCGACAAGCGCGAAUGAACCUAAGCUGCAGCACACCUCUUUCGAAGGAGUUACCCGACAAACGGAAGUUCUUUCAAAUUAAUAAUAUUAGCGGGAUUUUAAAACAAAAUUAGAAAUAGCAAUAAUUAAUUUAAUUAAUGCAUAGUUUAAAAAAACCCCCGCUGUUUUCAAUUUUCCCUUGGAAAGAAACUGAAAAUAUCCCUGGAAAAAUUAAAAAAUUCGAUUUUUCCAUUCAUCUGUGGGAAAAUUUUUGAAAACCGGAUCUUUUCUGA
Molecule: messenger RNA, 1727 nt
Organism: Dinoponera quadriceps
Lineage: Eukaryota; Metazoa; Arthropoda; Insecta; Hymenoptera; Formicidae
Exons: 4
Coding region: 357-1568 (403 amino acids)
Source: RefSeq, a predicted model, not a curated record